Messenger RNA from Cladophialophora psammophila CBS 110553, 579 nucleotides. RefSeq lists its product as uncharacterized. Bases 1 to 579 code for a protein of 192 amino acids. The transcript has 2 exons. The record is from RefSeq and is a predicted model, not a curated record. Gene Ontology annotation, molecular function: iron ion binding; monooxygenase activity; oxidoreductase activity, acting on paired donors, with incorporation or reduction of molecular oxygen. Lineage: Eukaryota; Fungi; Ascomycota; Eurotiomycetes; Chaetothyriales; Herpotrichiellaceae.
AUGUCGGUCCCUGACCUCGCCGCCUUCCAAUUAAUAGCAACACUCUCGACAUCUGGGAAGAUCGAGCAACUCCCAUCCGCGGCCUUGAGCGUUUCGCAGAGAUUUACGGGCCCCAUUUAUCAAAUUACCUUGAACGGGAAGAGACGCAUCGUUUGCAGCUCCGGGGCCCUUCUUGAGAAUCUGGUUGACGAGAGACGCUUCGUCAAGGUUCCACCUGCUACCAACUCGGAAAGACCAGGCCCCAAGGGGCUGCUCACGGCCUGCAAUGAAGAUCCAGACUGGGGUCAGGGCCACCAAAUCCUGAUGCCAGCCUUUGCCCCUUUACCUGUCUUGGAAAUGUUCACCAAUAUGAAAGACAUCGCAAAUCAGCUGAUCCUAACCUGGGCCAGGAAAGGACCGGAAAAUAAGAUUUUGGCCACAGAAGAUUUCACUAGGUUGACGCUGGACACGAUCGCUCUUUGCACAAUGAGCUACCGCUUCAACUCCUUUUACCAGGAAUCGAUGCACCCAUUUGUACAAGCGAUGAACUUCCUUUUCACGGAAAACACCGCAAGAUCAAGCAGGCCCUCCUUCGUCUAA